Aspergillus oryzae RIB40 is the source of this 4080-nucleotide messenger RNA. Its product is annotated as putative xanthine dehydrogenase HxA. Gene Ontology annotation, molecular function: 2 iron, 2 sulfur cluster binding; iron ion binding; FAD binding. Bases 1 to 4080 code for a protein of 1359 amino acids. NCBI's taxonomy places the organism in Eukaryota, Fungi, Ascomycota, Eurotiomycetes, Eurotiales, Aspergillaceae. The record is from RefSeq and is a predicted model, not a curated record. The transcript has 4 exons.
AUGGCGCCCGGCAUCUUGACGUCGCCGGGGCCUGAAGUGUCUCCUCUAAAGACUAGCUCACUGGCCCAGUUAACGGAGGAAUGGGAUGAUACCAUUCGCUUCUACUUGAAUGGCACGAAAGUGACCCUCGACUCUGUGGAUCCGGAGCUCACCCUUUUGGAAUACUUAAGGGGAAUUGGUUUGACAGGAACAAAGCUAGGCUGUGCAGAGGGAGGCUGUGGUGCUUGCACCGUGGUGGUGUCGCACGUGAACCCUACGACCAAGAAGCUCUAUCACGCGUCGGUAAACGCUUGUCUUGCGCCAGUCAUAAGUGUGGAUGGAAAACAUGUUAUUACUGUUGAAGGCAUUGGAAAUGUGAAGAACCCCCACGCGGUCCAGCAACGAAUUGCCAUCGGUAACGGAAGCCAGUGUGGUUUCUGUACACCAGGUAUAGUGAUGAGCCUCUAUGCGCUUAUACGCAAUAAUCCUGAACCAUCAGAACAUGCUGUGGAAGAAGCUUUUGAUGGAAAUUUGUGUCGUUGCACCGGAUACAGGCCGAUACUAGACGCCGCCCAGAGCUUCAAAGCUAGUGGUGGCUGCGGGAAAUCAAGUGCCAAUGGUGGAACUGGCUGUUGCAUGGAAAAGCAGACUGGCUCUGGAGGAUGUUGCAAGGGUUCGUCCGAGGUGGCGACAGCCAAUGGCGAUUCUUUGAAGCUUACGGCACCUGAGUUCAUAAGUCAUAGGCCAGACACAGAACUGAUAUUUCCGCCCACUCUUCACAAGCAUGAGUUUCGGCCCUUGGUUUUCGGUAAUAAGAGAAAGAGGUGGUACAGACCGGUUACUCUACAGCAGCUCUUGGAGAUCAAGCAUGUGCACCCAGAUGCUAAAGUUAUCGGUGGCAGUACCGAGACUCAGAUUGAGACAAAAUUCAAGGCGAUGCGAUAUAGUGCUUCGGUCUACGUCGGUGAUAUUCCGGAACUUCGCCAGUUCUCGUUACAAGACGAUCACUUGGAGAUUGGGGCGAAUGUCUCUUUGACUGAUUUGGAGUCAAUAUGUGAUGAAGCCUUAGAGCGAUAUGGGCCGGUGCGAGGCCAGCCCUUUACUGCUAUCAAAAAGCAGCUUCGGUAUUUUGCCGGGAGACAAAUUAGAAACGUGGCGUCUCCGGCCGGUAAUUUGGCUACCGCUUCCCCCAUCUCGGACUUGAACCCAGUCUUCGUGGCAACAAACACUGUACUGGUUGCCAAAUCACUAGGAGGGGAUAUUGAGAUUCCAAUGACCGAAUUCUUCAAAGGUUACAGGACUACGGCCCUUCCACCGGAUGCUAUAAUCGGCAGUCUGCGCGUCCCUACUGCAUCAGAGAAUGGGGAGUAUAUGCGGGCUUACAAACAGUCCAAAAGGAAAGACGACGAUAUCGCUAUUGUCAAUGCCGCCUUGCGGGUUUCGCUCUCGUCUUCACAUGAUGUGACGAGCGUAAACCUCGUGUUUGGCGGUAUGGCCCCAAUGACUGUGUCUGCACGAAAGGCAGAAGCUUUCUUGGUAGGCAAGAAAUUCACGCAUCCUGCGACCCUUGAGGGCACCAUGAGUGCUCUAGAACAAGACUUCGAUCUGCAGUACGGAGUGCCCGGUGGUAUGGCUAGCUAUCGUCGGUCUCUUGCUCUAGGAUUUUUCUACCGAUUCUAUCAUGACGUUUUGUCGGGGGUCGAGUUGAACAGUACGGACAUCGACCACGACGUGAUUGGUGAGAUUGAAAGAGCUAUCUCUUGCGGGGAAAAGGAUCAUGAGGCUUCAGCGGCAUAUCAACAGCGAGUAUUAGGGAAAGCUGGCCCUCAUGUCUCGGCGUUGAAACAGGCCACUGGCGAAGCGCAGUACACUGAUGAUGUACCUGUCCUACAGAACGAGUUGUUUGGUUGCAUGGUUUUGUCGACGAAACCGCAUGCAAAUAUUAUCAGCGUUGAUCCAUCUGCUGCUCUCGAUAUCCCUGGAGUUCAUGACUAUGUGGAUCACAGAGAUCUUCCCAGUCCAGAGGCUAAUUGGUGGGGUGCUCCUGUAGCCGAUGAGGUGUUUUUUGCAGUAGAUAAGGUUACAACUGCUGGACAGCCCAUUGGUAUGAUCCUCGCAAAGUCGGCCAAAACUGCCGAAGAGGCUGCGAGAGCUGUAAAAAUCGAGUAUGAGGAGCUGCCGGCUAUACUAACCAUUGAAGAGGCCAUUGAAGCCGAAUCGUUCUUCGCGCACAACCACUACAUCAAAAACGGCGAUACAGAAGCGGCUUUCAGACAUGCUGACCACGUUAUCACUGGCGUAUCGAGGAUGGGAGGCCAGGAGCAUUUCUACCUGGAAACCCAAGCGUGCGUCGCCAUUCCCAAACCUGAAGACGGGGAAAUGGAGAUCUGGAGUGGCACACAAAAUCCCACCGAAACUCAAACAUACGUCGCUCAGGUCACAGGGGUAGCAGCCAACAAGAUAGUCUCAAGAGUUAAGCGACUAGGUGGUGGAUUUGGUGGUAAAGAGACUCGAUCAAUUCAACUUGCUGGCCUAUGUGCGACGGCUGCAGCUAAAACAAGACGGCCCGUUCGGUGUAUGCUUAACCGUGAUGAAGAUAUUAUAACUUCAGGUCAGCGUCACCCGUUCUACUGCCGUUGGAAGGUUGGCGUGACCAAGGAAGGGAAGCUCCUUGCCCUCGAUGCUGAUGUAUAUGCCAACGGUGGACACACACAAGAUCUUUCUGCCGCAGUUGUGGACAGGUCCUUGUCACAUAUUGACGGAGUGUAUAACAUCCCGAACGUUCAUGUCCGGGGUCGUAUUUGCAAGACAAAUACAGUCUCAAAUUCCGCGUUCCGUGGAUUCGGUGGACCACAGGGCAUGUUCAUGGCGGAAAGCUUCAUGUCGGAGAUCGCGGAUCAUCUGGAUAUCCCAGUCGAAAAGCUUAGGAUGGACAAUAUGUAUAAGCACGGAGAUAAGACCCACUUUAACCAGGAGCUCAAAGACUGGCAUGUUCCCUUGAUGUAUAAUCAAGUCUUGGAGGAGAGCUCGUAUAUGGAACGUCGAAAAGCCGUGGAGGAAUACAAUAAGAAGCACAAGUGGUCAAAACGUGGCAUGGCUAUCAUUCCGACAAAAUUCGGCAUCUCCUUUACGGCCUUGUUCCUGAACCAAGCUGGGGCUCUCGUUCACAUCUAUCAUGACGGGAGCGUUCUUGUCGCCCACGGUGGUGUUGAAAUGGGCCAGGGGCUGCAUACUAAGAUGACUAUGAUUGCGGCAGAAGCACUAGGCGUUCCUCAGUCAGACGUGUUCAUUUCCGAAACAGCCACAAACACAGUCGCAAAUACCUCGUCUACAGCUGCGUCGGCCAGUUCCGACCUCAAUGGUUACGCUAUUUUCAAUGCCUGUGAGCAACUCAACGAGCGUCUUCGGCCUUAUCGGGAAAAGAUGCCGAAUGCCCCAAUGAAAGAACUCGCGCAUGCAGCUUACUUUGACCGAGUCAACCUCUCUGCUCAGGGGCAUUAUCGUACCCCAGAUAUUGGCUAUGUCUGGGGCGAGAACACAGGCCAAAUGUUUUUCUACUUCACACAGGGUGUGACAGCCGCCGAAGUUGAGAUCGACACACUAACCGGUGAUUGGACUCCGUUACGUGCAGACAUCAAGAUGGAUGUCGGCCGCACCAUCAAUCCCUCUAUCGACUACGGACAGAUAGAGGGAGCCUUCAUUCAGGGUCAAGGUCUCUUUACGACAGAGGAAAGCCUCUGGCAUCGUGCCUCAGGCCAGGUUGUCACUAAGGGACCCGGAAACUACAAGAUUCCCGGAUUUCGGGACAUUCCCCAGGUUUUCAACGUUAGCCUUCUCAAGGACGUUGAAUGGGAAAAUCUUCGUACAAUCCAACGAUCUCGUGGUGUCGGUGAACCACCCCUUUUCAUGGGAAGCGCUGUUUUCUUUGCUAUCCGUGACGCUCUGAAAGCAGCACGGAAGCAGUACAAUGUUCACGAAGUUCUCAGUCUACGAAGUCCGGCCACCCCCGAACGGAUUCGGGUCAGCUGCGCUGAUCCCAUUAUCGAACGGGCAAGAGUAUUGCCUAAGGAAGGAGAGAAGAGCUUUUUUGUUGAGAUUUGA